AUGCUUUAUAUUCGAUUGACUAGUGUCUGGCCAGAACAAACAACUCCCACAGAUAUUUUGAGAGAACUGAAUGGAAAGCUGUAGUGGGAUAGCUUUGGGCAAGGCAGUAGAAUCAUUAUGACCAGUAGAGAUAGACAAGUGCUUAAGAAUGCUGGAGCUGAUGAUAUCUACGAACUUAAAGAGUUGAAUUUUCAUGAUUCUUUAAAACUUUUUAACUUACAUGCUUUUAAACAAAAUUCUUCGAAAGAAAUUACUUACAUGGACUUGUCAGUAAAGGUGUUGAGAUAUGCAAAAGGGGUUCCGUUAGUUCUCCAAAUUUUGGGUUCAUUGUUAUAUGGCAGACAAAGAGAAGCAUGGGAAAGUCAGUUGCAAAACUUGGAGAAGUGCCAAGAUCAUGAUAUUUUCAAUGUAUUAAAAUUAAGUUAUGAUGGGCUCUGAGAGGAGGAGAAGAAUAUAUUUCUUGACAUUGCUUGCUUUUACAGAGGACACGAGGAGAUUGUAGUAGCAGAAACACUAGACGAUUGUGAUUUCUCUUCUAAGAUUGGAAUGGAUGUUCUCAAAGAUAAAUGUCUCAUAUCUAUCUUGGAUGGUAGAAUUGUGAUGCACGAUCUAAUACAAGAAAUGGGUCAAGAAAUUGUUCGUAAAGAGUGUCCUCAACAUCCUGGAAAACGCAGCCGAUUGUUCAAGGCUGACGAAAUUCAUGAGAUUUUAAGAAAUAACAAGGUAUGUUUUAUUGUUAUUCAAUUGAAAGAGUCACAUGGAUUUAUAUUUCUCAGCAAGCUCAGUUGUUUAUUGUUAGAUGGUUGUUAUGGUCUGAAGAGUGUAACAAUUCCCAGCAAUAUUCUAACCAGAUCACCUGGAUUGAUUCUACUUUCCCAUUGUCACGGGCUUGAAAUGUUUCAAACCUGUGAAACUCAAUCAUGGCCUUUUCCAUUAUUAUCAUCAAUCUGGGAAGGACCCCGCCGUAAAGGGAGUAAUUAUGGUGGAUCUUUCACAAGACUCGAUCCCAGUGAAAUCUUCUCAAUUACCUUUGAUAGAUACGAGGAGGAAGAAAAAGAAGUGACUAAUAAUGAUAUAUUCUUACAAUGUGAUGAAGUACUGACGAAACUAAGAGAAGGUGUACCCUUAAACUUUCAAAGUCUGAAGAAAUUCUGUUUCUUAGAUGUGUCUCACUGUUCUUCCCUUACAACCUUUCCAUGUGACCUUUCUGAGACGAAAUUCCUGAAGCAACUUUGUCUCCGUGAUUGCUCAAAAUUGGAAAAUUUCCCCGAAAUUGAGGACACGGUGGAAGGUCUAGCGGUUCUCAUCUUAGACGGCACAGCCAUACAGGCACUACCUUCAUCCUUGUGGCGUUUGGUAGGGCUUCAACAACUGAGUUUGCGAGGUUGCAAGAAACUUGAGAUUAUUCCAUCUUCCAUUGGAAGCCUCAUCAGACUAUGCAAGUUAGACAUUACCUACUGUGAAUCACUUCAAACUUUUCCAAGCACCAUUUUCAAAUUGAAGUUGAGGAUACUUGAUUUGUGUGGAUGUUUAAGGUUGAGGACCUUCCCAGAGAUCACGGAGCAGGCACAAACUUUUUCUCACAUUAACUUAAAAGAAACGGCUAUCAAAGAACUGCCUUCCUCAUUUGGCAAUUUGGUUAAUCUUCGAUCCCUGCAGCUCAACAAAUGCACUGAUCUCGAAUCACUCCCAAACUCCAUUGUUAAUCUAAAGCGUCUCUGUAAACUUGAUUGUUCGGGUUGUGCCAAAUUAACAGAAAUCCCAACACACAUUGGUAGCCUGUCGUCAUUAAUGGAACUGUCACUGAGUGAGAGCGGAAUCGUGAACCUUCCUGAAAGCAUUGCUCAUCUUUCAAGCUUGAAAUCACUUGAUUUAAGUGACUGCAAAAAUCUUGAAUGCAUCCCACAGAUUCCACCGUUUCUAAAACAACUGGUGGCAUUGGAUUGCCCAUCCAUUAGACAAGUGAUGUCAAAUCGAAACCUCUCAGAUUCAAAGGAGGGUGUCUUCAAAUUUCAUUUCACCAAUGCCCAACAACUGGAUUCAGGUGCUCGUGCUAACAUUGAGGAGGAUGCAAGGCUCAGGAUGACCCAUGAUGCAUAUAGGUAUGUGUCCUUCUGUUUUCCAGGGACUGCAGUUCCUCAUUGGUUCCCUUUUCGCAGCGAAGGAAGCUCAGUAACUAUAAAUGAAGAUUUAAGUUUCUGCAGCGAUGACAGGCUCAUUGGUUUCGCUUUGUGUGUGGUUUUUGGAUUGUUAGAUACCAAUGAUAUUAAUGGUGGACGUUGUUCUUUUAGUUACUGCCUAAAAUUUGAAUCUGAUGACUAUGGCACACAGAUUAUUAAACAUAAUGAUCUGUUACAGAACUAUUUCCAAUGGAAUGGCAAAUAUAGAGUUGUAAAUCAAUAUCACACAUUCAUGUGGAAAUUUAACUUUAAGUACCUAAGGACUAUCGGGAUGAGCCUUAGGCUCCGUGAUGCUCGCAGCUUCACUUUUGAGAUUAGUCCAUUGGAUUAUCGCAGCUACGAUUUUGGGAAUUCUCCAUUUGAUUUCAUAUCAAUGGUGACAGAGUUAAAAUCAGUUGUGACAAUGAAAGAAUGCGGCCUAUGCCCUCUUUAUAGAAGCGGAAGCAAAGUUGGAGAGUCUUCAAGGGAAAGAAACAAAGGAAGAUAA
This is a messenger RNA of Vigna angularis (adzuki bean), 2667 nucleotides long. RefSeq names its product disease resistance protein RPV1. Gene Ontology annotation, biological process: defense response to fungus. Lineage: Eukaryota; Viridiplantae; Streptophyta; Magnoliopsida; Fabales; Fabaceae. Gene Ontology annotation, molecular function: ADP binding. The record is from RefSeq and is a predicted model, not a curated record.